Messenger RNA from Chrysochloris asiatica (Cape golden mole), 7635 nucleotides. It is a transcript of the gene ZFYVE26, whose product is annotated as zinc finger, FYVE domain containing 26. Gene Ontology annotation, molecular function: phosphatidylinositol-3-phosphate binding; metal ion binding. Gene Ontology annotation, biological process: mitotic cytokinesis; double-strand break repair via homologous recombination; regulation of cytokinesis. The record is from RefSeq and is a predicted model, not a curated record. NCBI's taxonomy places the organism in Eukaryota, Metazoa, Chordata, Mammalia, Afrosoricida, Chrysochloridae. The transcript has 41 exons. Bases 13 to 7635 code for a protein of 2540 amino acids. Gene Ontology annotation, cellular component: centrosome; midbody; lysosomal membrane.
UGUGUUGGGAAAAUGCCGCAUCCAUUUGGAAAAGAAGAAGCUGCCUCUCAGAAACAGCUUUUUGAAUUUUUCUGUGAGUGUCUGCAGAGGGGAGAAUGGGAGCUGGCCCAGGCAUGUGUACCACAGCUACAAGGGGGACCAGGGGAUAUCCCAAAGAGGGUGGAAGACAUACUUCAGGCACUGGUGAUGUGUCCGGAUUUACUGAGAUGGGGACAGGAUAUCAGCCCUCAAAGAUUAGCCUGGCUCUGGCUUCUUGUACUGGAAAAAUGGUUCGUCCAGGGAAAGAAAUUUCUCCCAGCUGUUUUCCGGAGAAAGCUUGAGUAUCUUUUAUUGUCAGAAGACCUACAAGGUGACAUUCCAGAGGACAUCUUUAUGGAGUUCCAUGAGGUCUUAGCUCAAGAAGCAGUAGACCUUGUGCCUGGUGGAAAUAAGAGGUGGGAGAGCUCGUCCCCUCGGCUCAGUGCCAAAGCUGUCUCUGUGCUCUGGGAUCUUCUGAGGCGGGCUCCCCAGCCAGCUCAGGCCUUGCUGGAGCUCCUGCUUAGAGAGGAAGACAUCACUGGCCUUUGUGGCUGGCCUCUGCAGAAAGCACUGGUGGACCUCGUCCACAAGGCACUGAAGACUUUGCAGGGUCCUGAUGCUGGCUGCCCUGGGGAGGCAGAAGCCAUCUACGGAGCCUUGCGGGCUCUGCGAUGCUCUUCAGAGCCCCUCGGGGUUGAAUUACGCCUGCUGUGUGAGGACCUGGUGGAAGUCUGCAGGACUGAGGGGAGCCCCCUUCAGGAGGAGCGCUUGCUCGGCUGCCUGCUGCACAAGGCUGGACGAGGCCUGCUCUCCCUGUAUGGCCAUACCUAUGCAGAAAAGGUCACAGAAAAGCCACUGGGGGCCACAGCUUCAGGAAAAGUCUCACUGGACCAUCUGGAUCCUGAGCGGGCAAUGCUAACUCUGUUCUCCAACCCCGACCCAGCCCAGGCUUGGAAAGUGACCUAUUUCUAUUGCCUGAGCAACAGCAAGCACUUCCUCGAGCAGAUCCUGGUAACAGCACUGACACUUCUGAAAGAGGAAGACUUCCCAAGUCUUGGCUGCCUACUAGACAGAGAAUUCAAGCCCCUCAGUCAACUGCUCGUGCUUCUCGGCUGGACGCACUGCCAGAGCCUGCAGUCAGCUAAGAACCUUCUCCAAACCCUCCACCAGACCCAGGGUCGAGAUUGUGAUAAGCUCCUCAGGGAUGCCUGUGAUGGCUUGUGGGCUCACCUGGAGGUCCUGGAGUGGUGUGCACAGCACAGCAGCAACUCCAUACCAAAGAGAGAUCUCUUGUGUCAUUUACAUGGCGGAGACAGCCACUCAGUGCUCUACUCUCUCCAUCAUCUCACAAACCUUCCAGCCCUCAGGGAGGAAGAUGUUCUCAAGCUCCUACAGAAGGGACCAGCCAGGGACCCCCAACGAGAAGAUGAUUCAACUGAUGAUGCCCUGGUCCCUGACCACCUGAGCCACAGUCAGAGCCUGACACUCUACCAGGGCUUCUGUGCCAUGAAGUAUGCCAUCUAUGCCCUCUGUGUGAAUUCACACCAGCACUCCCAGUACCAGGAUUGCAGAGAGGGCCCCUCUGAGGACCUGGCCUCAGCCACGGAGCCAGGGAAGGACAUGCCCUCCUCCCCAGGUCCUUCAGCUCUCUUCUCAGCAUACCUGGCUAGGUGUCAACAGUAUCUCUGCAGGAUUCCUGACUCAUUGUGCCUGGAAGUUCUGGAAAACAUCUUCUCCUUGCUCCUUACCACCUCAGCCGAUCUUCAUGCAGAGCCUCAGCUGCCUGAGGACUAUGCUGAGGAUGACGACAUUGAGGGGAAAGAUUCCUUGGGUUUGACAUCCCCAUCAGAGAGCCCUCAGCACAUAGCUCAGCCCGAGAGGAAGUCAGAACGGGGCUUUCUGAGAGUCCCCAGGAGCCCUACCUGUACUCUUCCCAGCUGUCCGAAGGCAGAGCCAAAAGACAAUGCAGGGCCUCACAGACACAGCUUUUUGGACCUAAUGCACUUUACUAGUGGUGUCAAUGGAUUCCUGGCUGAUGAACUUUCAAUGGGGGCCUUCCUCAGGCUUCUCCAGGUGCAGCUGGAUGAGAUCAGCAGCCACAACCACCCAGAGAAACCAAAGCUGCCUGAAGGCCUGAGCUGCCCUGGAAGCAGAGAUGGGCUGCCGAGCCGCCUGCACCGGUUUUCCAAGGUUCUCUCUGAGGCCCAAUGGAGAUACAAGGUGGUGACAAGCAACCAGCACUCAGAGGAGCGUCUAACACCCACCCAGAGAUACCGACGUGUUGCCACACGGUACCCCAGUGUCCGCCGGGGUCGUCGGACAAGAAGGAGCCGGGCAGAUGGCCGGGACAGAGGUUCCAACCCAUCCCUGGAAAGUACAAGUAGUGAACUGAGCACAAGUACUUCAGAGGGGAGUCUGAGCACUUUGUCUGGGCGGAAUGAGCUGGAUGGCCGGUUGCAGCCCCAACCUCAAAGUUUACUUAUCCCCAUGAUGUUCUCGCCACCCGAGUCACUGCUGGCAUCCUGUAUCCUCCGGGGGAACUUUGCAGAAGCCCAUCAGGUGGUGUUCACGUUCAACCUAAAGUCCUCGCCCAGCUCGGGAGAACUGAUGUUCAUGGAGCGCUACCAGGAGGUGAUCGAAGAGCUGGCCCGAGUGGAGCACAAGAUCGAAAGCCGGCACUCGGAUGGCGGGGAUAGCAGCACCAUUCGGAGAACUGGCAGUGGCCGCUCAACUCUACAGGCCAUCGGCAGCGCCGCCGCGGCAGGCAUGGUGUUUUACUCCAUAGCUGAUGUGACCGAGAAGCUUCUCAGCACCUCUGGAGACCCAAUCCCCAUACUCCAAGAAGAUUUCUGGAUAAGUAGCACCUUGCUGGAGCCCACUGCUCCCCUGAGAGAAGUUCUGGAAGACCUCAGCCCUCCUGCCAUGGCAGCAUUUGACCUAGCUUGCUCUCAGUGCCAGCUCUGGAAAACUUGCAAACAACUCUUGGAAACUGCCGAACGGUAUCUGCACAACAGCCUUGAGAACCGAGGUCGACAGCUAGACCACAUACCACUCAACAUUGAUGGCAUUCGAGGAUUUCCAGGUGUGGUUCAGCAGAUCCGUAAGAUUCUCAAUUAUCCACUGAUGUCAACAGGACAGACUAAAUCAGAGAAUAUAGAAGAAAAAGGAGGAGGGCCCCCAAGGUGCAGCAUCAGCGAGCUUCUCCAGAUGUGUUGGCCCAGCCUAACAGAGGACUGUGUUGCCAGUGAGGUCGCCCUCUCCCAGCAGUUAGAACAGGUCCUUCAGGCGCUGAGAGAGGCACUAGUGCUGCCAGAGCCCAAGAGUACUCCACUCUCUUCCCUGGUGGAGCAGGCAGCCCAGAAAGCUCCCGAGGCCGAGACUCACCCUGUGGUCAUCCAGAUUCAGCUCCUCCAGAAGAACCUGGACAAACAGACCCCAGCAGGCAGCAGGCAGACUAACUAUGUGGGCACCUUCCACGCUUACUGUAGCACCCUGGCUGCGGUUCUCCUGCGCAGUUUGAGCUCUGAGCCUGAUCACGCGACGGUCAAGGUAGGAAAUCCCUUUGUUCUCCUGCAGCAGAGCUCUUCCCAACUGGUGUCCCAUUUCCUUCUUGAAAGACAAGUUCCCCCAGACAGGCUGGCAGCCCUUCUGGCCCAUGAGGGUCUCAAUCUGAAUGUGCCACAGGUCAUCGUCAACUGCUGCUGCGAACCCCUUGCCCUUUGCGCUUCCUGGCAAAACCAACAGACAUCGUCCCUUGUGACCCACCUGGGCAUCGUGGCCUACCUGCACUGCCUGGAUUGCCUCCCACUUUCUACACUGAGCAUCCCAAGGCCAACUGAGAGUAGCACACUGGAGAGCAAGCCUCACUGCUCUCUAAGGGACUCGUCACCCGCAGCCCUCACCAACUCUGCCUUGGCCUUCCUGAAGUCCCGUUCAAAGCUGCUGGCUACCGUGGCCUGCUUGGGGGCUAACCGGGGCUCAAAGUCCAGUAAGCCCAGCUUGUCAUGGAAGGAGCUUCGUGGUCGCAGGGAGGUACCUCUGACUGCAGAGCAGGUCUCCCGGGAGUGUGAGCACCUCCUGGAACAGUUCCCCACACUUCAGGACUUCCUGCUGGCUGCCUGGAAGCCCCUCCAAGGCUCCUCCGAGCAAGGGCAGAGUCUGGCCGCGAGGCUUUGUUGUCAGGCCAGUCUCUCCACCGUCCUCCUAGGCCUGCACUCUCCCACCGCCCUGCCUGUGCUGACAGAGGCAUUUAAGGAAGCACUGGUGGCCAAAGAUUGGCUGCGAGCACUUCGGCUCACUGACGUGUACGGACGAGACAUGGACGAGUGGAAUAGCGUCAAGGAUGCAGUCCUGAGCUGUGCUGCCGCUUGUGACAAAGAAGGUUGGCAAUACCUGUUUGCUGUAAAGGAUGCAUCUCUGAGAAGUCAGUUGACCCUACAGUUUGUGGACAGGUGGCCCCUGGAGUCGUGCCUGGAGAUCCUGGCCUCCUGCAUCUCAGACCGCAGUGUCCAGGAAGGACUGAAGUGUGAGCUGCAGAGAAAGCAGGAAGAGCUGCAGGUGUAUCAGAAGAUUCUAGCUUUGCAGACUACCCCGCUGUGGUGUGACUGGCAGACCUUGAGGAGCUGUUGUGUUGAGGACCCGUCCACUGUCAUGAACAUGAUUCUAGAAGCAAAGGCGUAUGGUCUGUGUGAAGAGUGGGGCCAUCUAUACCCCAUUCCAAGAGAACAUUUAAUCAGCCUACAUCAAAAGCAUCUUCUCCACCUUCUCGAAAGAGGAGACUCGGAGAGGGCUCUGCAGCUCCUGCAGAGAAUCCCUGACCCCACCAUGUGCCUUGAAGUCAUGGAGCAGUCCCUUGAUCAGCACCCUAGUCUGGCCACCUCACACUUCUUGGCCAACUACCUCACUGCCCAGUUCUAUAGAGAACUGAGUGCUGCCCGGCACCAUGAAAUCCAGGCGCUGUCCUUGGGCUCCAAGAUUCUGCUGACCCUGCCUGAGCAGCACCGUGCAAGUUAUGCCCACUUAUCCUCUAGCCCCCUGCUCAUGCUGGAGCAGCUGCUGAUGAACAUGAAAGUGGACUGGGCCACUGUGGCUGUGGAUAUUCUGCACCAGCUGCUGGUCGGGCAGGAGAUCGGCUUCUCCACAGAGGAGGUUGACGCGCUGCUUUCCAGAUACGCAGGGAAAGCCCUGGACUUCCCAUACCCUCUGAGGGAGAAGCGAGCAGAUCCUGUGAUUCACCUCCAGGAAAUUGUCAGUCAAGUUCCAGACCCUGAGACCUUAACUGGAUCCUCAUCAGUAGUGUUCCCUUCGUCCUCUUCCGGUAUCUCCAAUGUACAUUUCCCAAGCCCAAAGGAAAGGAGCUUCCCACAGAGGCAACCCCUUCUGGAAUUUGUGCCCCCCGCGACACCCCCUGCUAGACACCAGUGGGUACCAGAUGAAACUGAGAACAUCUGCAUGGUCUGCCGCCGAGAACACUUCACCAUGUUUAACAGGCGCCAUCACUGUCGGCGCUGUGGUCGGCUUGUGUGCAGCUCCUGCUCCACUAAGAAGAUGACGGUGGAUGGCUGCAGAGAGAACCUUGCUCGUGUCUGUGACCAGUGUUACAGCUACUUCAACCAAGAUUUGCCAGAGGAGAAUCCAGGAGAAUCAGAAGCACCAGACAGCUCUGAGAGUGGAAGCCCUCCGUUCUCAGCCGUGGUGAGAGUCCCCAAAGUAGCCGAGCUGGAAUGGACUUUGGAUCUGAAUGAGGAGGAAAAUGAGCUGGUGCGGAGUGAAUUUUACUAUGAGCAGGCUCCCAGCGCCUCCUUGUGCAUUGCCAUCCUGAAUCUGCACCGGGACAGCAUUGCCUGUGGCCACCAGCUGAUUGAGCACUGCUGCAGGCUGUCCCAGGGCCUCACCAACCCUGAAGUGGAUGCAGGGCUGCUCACAGACAUCAUGAAGCAGCUACUCUUCAGCGCCAAGAUGAUGUUUGUCAGGGCCGGCCGGAGCCAGGACUUGGCUCUUUGUGACAGCUACAUCAGCAAGGUCGAUGUACUGAAUAUUUUAGUUGCUGCUGCCUACCGCCACGUGCCAUCUCUGGAUCAGAUCUUGCAGCCAGCUGCUGUAACCAGGCUACGGAACCAGCUGUUGGAAGCUGAGUACUACCAGCUGGGCGUUGAGGUCUCUACAAAGACUGGGCUUGAUACUACUGGGGCAUGGCAUGCUUGGGGCAUGGCCUGCCUCAAAGCUGGGAACCUCCCUGCCGCACGGGAGAAGUUCAGCCGCUGUCUGAAGCCCCCUUUUGACCUCAAUCAACUGAGUCACGGCUCAAGGCUGGUACAGGAUGUGGUUGAGUACCUGGAGUCCACAGCAAGGCCCCUCAUGUCCUUGCAAGAUGAUGAGUAUUUUGCCACCUUGAGGGAACUGGAAGCUACGCUUAGGACCCAGAGCCUCUCCCUGGAGGUGAUUCCUGAUGGGAAGAUCAUGCACAACACCUACUACCAAGAAUGCCUCUUGUAUCUGCAUAACUACAGCACCAACCUGGCCAUCAUCAGCUUCUACAUGAGGCACAGCUGCCUGCGGGAAGCCCUGCUGCACCUCCUCAACAAGGAGAGUCCUCCAGAAGUCUUCAUAGAAGGUAUUUUCCAGCCAAGCUAUAAAAGUGGGAAGCUGCAUGUUUUGGAAAACUUGUUGGAAUCUAUAGAUCCCACCUUGGAAAGCUGGGGAAAAUACUUGAUUGCUGCCUGCCAGCAUUUGCAGAAGAAGAAUUACUACCACAUUCUGUACGAGCUACAGCAGUUCAUGAAGGACCAAGUCCGGGCCGCCAUGACCUGUAUUCGGUUCUUCAGUCACAAAGCAAAUACAUACACAGAACUAGGGGAGAAGCUCUCAUGGCUACUUAAGGCCAAAGACCAUCUGAAGAUCUACCUCCAAGAAACGUCCCGCAGCUCCGGAAGGAGGAAAAGCACCCUGUUCCGAAAGAAGAUGACCGCAGCUGAUGUAUCAAGACACAUGAACACCCUCCAACUGCAGAUGGAAGUGACAAGGUUCUUACAUCGGUGUGAGAGCGCUGGGACCUCUCAGAUCACCGCCUUGCCUCUCCCAACCCUGUUUGGAAAUAACCACAUGAAAAUGGAUGUGGCCUGCAAGGUCAUGCUGGGAGGGAAAAAUGUAGAAGAUGGUUUUGGAAUUGCAUUUCGAGUUCUGCAGGACUUCCAGCUGGAUGCUGCCCUCACCUACUGCAGAGCUGCGCGGCAGCUGGUCGAGAGGGAGAAAUACAGUGAGAUCCAGCGGCUGCUCAAAUGCGUCAGUGAGUCGGGCAUGGCAGCCCAGAGCGAUGGAGACACCAUCCUCCUCAACUGCCUGGAAGCAUUCAGGAGAAUCCCACCCCAGGAGCUGGAGGACCUGAUCCAGGCAAUUCACAAUGAUGACAACAAGGUUAGAGCCUACCUGACGUGUUGCAAACUGCGUUCCGCCUACCUGAUUGCAGUGAAGCAAGAACACUCGAGGGCUACCACGCUCGUCCAGCAGGUGCAACAGGCCGCCAAGAGCAGCGGGGAUGCCGUGGUGCAAGAUAUCUGCGCUCAGUGGCUUCUGUCAAGCCACAUCCGGGGAGGCCACGGCGCUGGCUCCAGGAAGUAA